Nezara viridula (southern green stink bug) is the source of this 3543-nucleotide messenger RNA. The record is from the annotation of a GenBank genome assembly. Lineage: Eukaryota; Metazoa; Arthropoda; Insecta; Hemiptera; Pentatomidae.
AUGCAAGAUGAAAUUGAUGAAGUUUUGCGUCUAAUAGCGCAGCCGAUUAAAUGUAGAAAUAAAUUGAUAUCAGGAGAGAAUAAGUUUGUUUUAAAUUCUAGUUUGCUUUAUAAAUUAAAUAAAAUUUUGGAUAUUGUUGAAAAUGAUUCCGUUGAUAUUAUAUUAACUGAAUCACAAAGGAAAGCCUUAGAAUUAUUUUUAAGAAUUAUAAAUAUUAUCCCAAAACUUGAAGUUUCUCAAAGAUCUGCAGAAUCUUUUGAUAGUGUAAUUGAUCUCAGGAAAUUUAAACGACUAAGAUAUUUAGAAUUAAUUAGAGUUUGUUUAGAUAACACUAUUGGUAUAGAUAAAUUGAAAACCCAGUUGGAGACUUUUAUUUGUAAUAGAAGCACUAAAUAUCUAGAUGUGAUAUUUAAACAAAAAAAACUUCAAUGGGCUGAACUAAAGUGUUUAAAUCUCCGACAUUCUCAACUUAGUGAAAUCAGUCAAGAUUUUUUUAGACAUAUGCCAUGGAUUCAAAAUUUAGAUUUAAGCUAUAAUAAGCUUACUUCUAUUGAUGGUUUACACUCCUUAGACCACUUACAAUGUUUGAAUAUUAGCUUCAAUAAUCUAGAAAGAUGUCCAUCUUUAAGCAAAGAAGUUGAAAAUAAAUUAGAAGUUUUAAUUUUAAGCAAUAACCACAUAACGACGUUAUCAGGCUUUCAGACAUUGACCUCUUUAAAAACUCUUGAUCUAUCUUCAAACUGGAUAUCAAAGAAAUCUGAACUUUUGUUUUUAACAUCUCUGAAAAAUUUAGCUUGCUUCAACAUUUAUGAAAAUCCAAUUAGCUCUUUGAAAUAUCAUCGUAUUUAUGUCUCUGCAUCACUGGCUAAAACUGUAAAUUCUGAUAAAUUUCUUUUAGACCAUCAACAACUUUCAAGUAGGGAGAAAUCUUUAAUUGGUGAGAAGUGGUGCUCUGAUUCCCAAUCAUGUGGCAUUAACCCAAACAGAUCUUCUUCUACUUUGAAUACUUUAAUCACAGAUGAAACUCCUCCAGAACCGAAAAAGGUUAACAAAGGUCAGAGGAGUAAUAAAAAAUUAAGCAAACCCAGAGAGGUGGUUAUCCUUGACAUCUCAGAAGGAUUGCAGAGAGAAACUAAACCUAUCACAACAAAAGAAACAGACUUUAAACCUAUUGAAACUAAUGUUUCUGAAGACAAUUUAAUAACCACCUCUGAUAAAGAAGAUGCAUUGAUGAAGCAAUUGUCUGAAAUUAACAUCGUGAUUGAUGAUCCACAACUGAAUGUAAAUUUAAUGGAUAAAAAUGAAGUUUUUGAAACCGUCCAGGAAAAUAAUUCGGAAACUUCAAAAAUAUUGAUAAGUGCGACUAUUCAUGCCCAUGAUGUCAUUGAAGAAACGGAUCCAACAAUAGAAGGUGAAGAUACUGUGAUUGUAACAAGUUCAGGAAAAAGUAAUGAACUACUUGAGACAAAGCUGGAAGAAAAUCAUGAAAAUAUUACUGAAAGAAUUACAGAACCAGAAGAAUCCUUUGAAAAAUCAACCAUUCUGGACAAUGAAACUGAAUCAUCCAAUGAUAAUUACUCUGAUUCAAAUGCACCAUUAAUUCACAAUGAAAAUGAAAAUAGCAAUACAGCAUACCAGUCUUCAGAUUCUUUAUCUGAAGAUAGUAAUGGAUUUUCAGAUACUGAAGAUGAAGUUUUGUGGCAGGUCCAAAGAAAAGAUAACGUUACAGGAGCAUUUCAUAAUAUCAUUCUUGUUUUACUAGAUGAUGAACUAAAAGAACGCAGUACAUCUAAUCAUCAUGUGAUAGCACAUUGGCCUUUGAGCUCUGUUCAGUCAUGUACUAAGACUAAGUCUGAUCCUGUUAUUGUAGAAAUAGAAUUUGACACCUUAAAGAAAGACAAGCGAUCUAGAACAUACAUAAUGGAAUAUGCUGAUGCUCAGGUUCUUUUGAAAAAAAUGUACAGCAUUCUUGAGACAAGGCCUCUAAGCGAUAUGAACCAAAGAACUUACAAAUGCAUCAAAUGUACAGCUUUGUUUGUCCAUGACAUUCCAAUUCCAAGUGCUUUCAGAGCUAAAGGAUCACUUAUUAGCUGUACAGUUUGCUCCAGCACCUUGGUGGUGGAAGUGGAAGAACCAAGAUUACCUGAACCAAAAAUUACUCCUCUUCCUGUUGUAAGUCAUUCAUCGUCACAAUCCAGUAUUGGUAAGGGUAGCAUUAAGGCGGAAGAGACAGCUUCUAAGGAUUGGAAAACAAAAUGGUCUGCUGCUUCUCUUGAACCUAGCCGAUAUGAAAGGAAAUUUAGUAAUCAAAAAUAUGAAAGUGACAUUGAAGUUAUUAGUAACCCCAGUCAAAGUAGUAUAGAAGUACUUGAUGAACAUAGCAGGAGCACUACACCACGUAGGAAAAUUUCAUUUGAAGAGAAACAGAACUUAAACACUAGUGCACUUCCUCAAUUGGCAACAGUCAUAGAAAUUAAUUCUCAAUUUGCCAAUCUAACUGAAAGCAGUUCUUCAGGCUCAUUAACAGAGAGUGUAAUAACGGCAUAUGAAGCUCUUAAUAUUAAUAGAAAGAGAUUCUCUGAUGAAGAAGUUUUGACUGAGGAAGAAAGCUCUCCAGAUUCUGAGCCUCAUCCUCCAGAUACUAUUGAAGAAGUGAUUCCUACAUCAAUUUGGAAAAACGAAAGUGAUGUUUAUUCCUACGUCGAUUUUAUGGAUGUUGAUGCCAGAGUGAAACUGUACCUGUAUCAAAUGCUGUUUGAAGAUGAUAAUGAAGGGCUUUUAAUGAUAGCCAGAUGUCACUUAUGGAAAACUGGAGGUUCGGACUAUGAUGGGUGUGUUGUUAUUUCAAAUUUAAAAAUUUAUUUCUUGUCUCAUUCUCGAACCAAUUUCAAAGAAGAUACUUGCGACUGGCUUUCUAAAUUUGAUUGUUACAAUUUGAAGGAUGUGAAAGAAAUUGCACCUUUACUUUGGCAACAAGGAGCACGAAUACAGAUAAAACAUAUUUGUUAUUUGGCACUAUUGAUGGACAAGAAUAGGAAUCAAAAUUUCUUUAAACAUUUAAUAGGCCUUUCACUGGAAGGAAUCAAAAUACAAAAUAAUUGGAACAAUAGUUCAGAAUUGGCUCUUCAGCAAUCUAUACUUUCUUCAAAUUCUAUUGAUAAAUCUCUGGAUCCUACAGUUAAUUAUUUUACUAUCUGCCUCUCUAUAUCAAUUCUCAAGGAUGAUGUUGAAGAUGAAAUAUUGAGAUUAGGUGCUCUGGUUCUAACAUCUGGUGAAUUUCAUCUCAUACCAGGAGAGUUGUCUUGGCUCGCUGUGCCAUCAGUUCCUUCAGUGGUAUCUUCUCAAGAAAUGUCUAGUCUCAUAGAAGUUGAAAGAAGGCAGCAACUUGUAAAUCUUCAUUUCUUAGAUGAAAAAGCAGCUUUGGAAGAAGUUUGGUCUCUUAAAUGCACUUGUGAUUCUCAGGUAUCUUCUAUAAUCGAUGCAAUACGAUCACCUUGGGAGCAGUUAUUUUCUGUUAAUUUGGAUGUUAAAAAUAUAUCAUAA